AUGGCAGACAGCCCAGCGAUACACGAGAUAUCCAGUGGAGACGAAUACAACUCACUGAGCAGUGGCGACGAGGAGGAAUACGAAGUCGAACGCAUUGUGGAUCACAAACGAUUGACUCGAGGUCGAUACAAGUAUCUGAUCAAGUGGAAGGGUUACAGCGAUGAAGAAAAUACAUGGGAGUCAGAGGAUAACAUUGCUGCACCAGAACUAAUGGAUGAAUAUUGGAGGAAUCAUGGUGAUGAUGCUGACACUGCACGCGAAAACAAAAGGAAACGCGUGACAACUCCAGAUGAGGACGCACGUGCCAUGCCACCGCCACCACCACGAACACCACGACGUACUCGGCAAGAUGACAAUCAACGACAAAGACUUGGACGACGCACAGUGAAAUUCAAUGGACAUGAUGUGAUUGUGGAUGAUGCUUACCCUCAAAAUGCGGAUAACAUCGAUUGGGAAAAAGAGGUCAAGGCUGUCGAGCUUGUAGGACCUCAGGCAAAUGGUGGACUUGAAGCUGUUAUCCAAUGGAACGAUGGAAAGUACUCAUUGCACCCUUGCCCCUUGCUUCACCGGAAAUGUCCAAUCAAGUUACUCAAGUAUUACGAGAACCUGCUAGAGUUCAAUGUUCGUUAA
Messenger RNA from Lichtheimia ornata, 630 nucleotides. RefSeq lists its product as uncharacterized. Lineage: Eukaryota; Fungi; Mucoromycota; Mucoromycetes; Mucorales; Lichtheimiaceae. Gene Ontology annotation, molecular function: chromatin binding. The coding region runs from base 1 to 630 and encodes 209 amino acids. The transcript is spliced from 5 exons. The record is from RefSeq and is a predicted model, not a curated record. Gene Ontology annotation, cellular component: nucleus; pericentric heterochromatin. Gene Ontology annotation, biological process: negative regulation of transcription by RNA polymerase II; chromatin organization.